CAACAUUGCCUGGGAUGCUCUGAAUGUAGCAGCUUCAAUGUCACGUUUUGUUAUGUGUAACUAUUAGCUUGAGAUUUGACAUUCAUUUUGUUUUAUAACGAAAGGAAAUAUGAAUAAGUUAAAUGGUGUAUUACUUAACUCUGUGAGUCUGGUGUGCCGACAGCUUGCUGCUUCCUUAAAUGCAAACGGAAGUACACGAUGGGGUAUGUUGCAGCGAUCGUUUUGUAGCAGUGCUGUCAGAUUUCAGGAAAAUGCAGCAUCUCCCCCAGAUUCCAGAGACUUCAGCCAUUUUCCACCGCUGCCUGGUCAGGAUAGUCCGCUGAGGUGGGGUGGAAAAAAGUUUGAGGAGUUACCUAUUGUUCACAUAAAGGCCACAUACAACAACACACACAUCCAGCUGACAGACAAUGAAGGACAACCUAUGGUCAGAACGUCCUGUGGAACAGAGGGCUUUAAGAACUCCAAGAGGUCAACACCUAUUGCUGCUCAGGUUGCAGCCAUCUCUGCAGCUACAAAAGCCAUGGCAAAGGGAGUGACAUAUGUUCGUGUCCUGGUCAAAGGUAUUGGUCCCGGACGUCUGUCAGCGAUCAAAGGCUUGACAAUGGGAGGCCUGGAGGUGGUAUCGAUCACUGACAACACCCCCGUGCCACAUAAUGGAUGCCGCCCACGUAAAGCCAGGAGGUUGUGAUCUCUAUAUACCCAAAUGAUGUGCAACAGGAGGAAACUGUAGUGUACUAAUAAAGUGUUUUCAUGUGUGA
Molecule: messenger RNA, 758 nt
Organism: Sphaeramia orbicularis (orbiculate cardinalfish)
Lineage: Eukaryota; Metazoa; Chordata; Actinopteri; Kurtiformes; Apogonidae
Gene: mrps11
Product: mitochondrial ribosomal protein S11
Exons: 6
Coding region: 110-688 (192 amino acids)
Biological process (GO): translation
Cellular component (GO): ribosome
Molecular function (GO): structural constituent of ribosome
Source: RefSeq, a predicted model, not a curated record